This is a messenger RNA of Acaromyces ingoldii, 1401 nucleotides long. RefSeq names its product P-loop containing nucleoside triphosphate hydrolase protein. Gene Ontology annotation, molecular function: ATP binding; 4 iron, 4 sulfur cluster binding; ATP-dependent FeS chaperone activity. Gene Ontology annotation, cellular component: cytosol. The coding region runs from base 79 to 1089 and encodes 336 amino acids. The record is from RefSeq and is a predicted model, not a curated record. The transcript has 2 exons. NCBI's taxonomy places the organism in Eukaryota, Fungi, Basidiomycota, Exobasidiomycetes, Exobasidiales, Cryptobasidiaceae. Gene Ontology annotation, biological process: iron-sulfur cluster assembly.
UUUUGACUUUCGUAGCGUCUCACUUCGCGCUGCCUUCGAGCUCUUCCCCUUCCACCGACAAGACUGAUCCUGAGCGCAAUGGCUUCCGCAGGCGCUCCAGAUCCGAAGAUUGCUCGACGCCUUGCAGGCGUCAAGAACAUCAUUCUGGUCCUCUCUGGUAAGGGCGGCGUUGGCAAAUCGAGCGUGGCGGCCCAGCUCGCGCUCUCGCUUUCGAGCAACAGCGGGCCGGCUUCUUCGUCGUCUUCGGAUGGAGGCAGGCAGGCAGCACGCGUGGGUUUGCUCGACAUUGACCUGACGGGCCCGUCGAUUCCGCGCAUGCUUGGCCUCGAUGGUCAGUCGAUCCGGCAGUCGACCGAUGGGUGGGUGCCCGUGUACGCCGAUGCCUCGCAGCGCUUGGCCGUCAUGUCUGUCGGCUUCCUGCUGCGGAGCAACAACGACAGCGUCGUCUGGCGCGGGCCCAAGAAGAAUGCCAUGAUCAAGCAGUUCCUCGGCGACGUGAGGUGGGGCCAACUCGACUAUCUUGUCAUCGACACGCCACCGGGCACGUCGGACGAGCAUAUCAGCCUGAUGGAGUACCUCCAUCACUUUGCGCCGCGCGCCGUCCUUGUCACGACGCCGCAGGCCAUCUCGCUGGCGGACAAUGUUCGGACGCUGGACUUUUGCAAAAAGACAGGCCUGCCCCUCGUGGGCCUCAUUGAGAACAUGAGCGGGUACGUGUGCCCCCAUUGUGCUGAGUGCACCAACGUCUGGGGAAAGGGCGGCGGCGAAGCCUUGGCCAAUCGAGAGGGGCUGGAGUUCCUGGGUAGGAUACCCAUCGAUCCGAGACUCGUCAGGGUGCUCGACGACGCAAAGGAAGUGGCCGCGACGCAGAUCAGCAAUGGAGACCAGAAGGAUGAAGACGGACAGUCUCGGUUGACGACGGCGCUACCUCCACCAGAGCGAGAGGCACACGAGACGCAAGAGACAAUGCAGAGCACCACGCCAGCUGGGACAGUCCUCAGCCGGACCAUCCUCGACCGCUACCGUGACUCGGACACCUUUCCCAUCUUUCAGAUCAUCACAGACCGAAUCGCCGCCAUCGUCGCAUGACAGUACUUUCUUGCCUGUACUCUUGUUUCUCCCUUCAUUACCAUCGCCCAGACAAUGUAACACUGCUUUUCAUAGACGAGAAAAUUGUCAUUCUGGCCCUACGUCAGUUUGCGAGAAAGAAAAAGUUUACAUUAGGUGCUUGUCGGCUCUGCCUCCUCCUUUUGUGUUCCGGUACAGAGUCUAGUGGUGGGCCUCUUCCUGGUAUGGUGCCUUUGCCGCCUCGAGGAACUCGCGCACGCCCUCGUUGCUCUCCGUCACUUCUGCGCCCGAAGAGGUUUGCUUUUCGGCGUGGUCAGGCUCCGCCUUGGCGUA